This is a messenger RNA of Dipodomys ordii (Ord's kangaroo rat), 1144 nucleotides long. RefSeq names its product myosin binding protein H-like (gene Mybphl). Gene Ontology annotation, molecular function: protein binding. NCBI's taxonomy places the organism in Eukaryota, Metazoa, Chordata, Mammalia, Rodentia, Heteromyidae. The transcript is spliced from 8 exons. The record is from RefSeq and is a predicted model, not a curated record. The coding region runs from base 36 to 1130 and encodes 364 amino acids.
CUUCAGCUGGAACACAGCCUCUGGGUAGGCCCAGCAUGGAGGCAGCUACCACCACAGAGGCGGCCUCAGGCUCUCAGCAGAAGGGGGAAGAAGCCAGCCUAGCAGACGUGGAAGGAGCCCAGGCUUCACCCAGACAGGAGGCAGGCAGCCCCACUCCGCAGCAUCUGCCCCCUAUAGAAGAGUACCCCAAGAUCUGGCUACCUCGGGCCCUGAGGCAGACCUACAUCCGGAAGGUUGGGGACACGGUGAACCUACUAAUCCCAUUCCAGGGAAAGCCCAAACCUCGAGCUACUUGGACACAUGAUGGCUGUGCCCUGGACACAAGUCGCGUGAGUGUGAGAAAUGGAGAGCAAGACUCCAUCCUGUUCAUCAGAGAAGCCCAACGCAGUGACUCGGGUCGCUACCAACUCCAUGUACAGCUGGGUGGGCUGGAGGCCACAGCCACCAUUGAUAUACUGGUGAUUGAGCCGCCAGGUCCUCCGCAGAGUAUUAAGUUGGUGGAUGUUUGGGGUUCCAAUGCUGCUCUUCAAUGGACACCUCCCCAAGAUACAGGCAAUACAGCAUUGCUGGGAUACACUGUGCAGAAGGCUGACACAAAAUCUGGGCUCUGGUUCACCGUGCUAGAGCGUUAUCACCGCACCAGCUGCAUUGUCUCAGACCUCAUUGUUGGCAACUCCUAUGCUUUUCGUGUCUUUGCCGAAAACCAGUGUGGGCUCAGCGACACAGCCCCCAUCACAGCUGACCUGGCCCACAUCCAGAAAGCAGCUACUGUUUACAAGACCAAGGGGUUUGCCCAGCGGGACUUUUCCGAAGCCCCAAAGUUUACCCAGCCUCUGGCAGACUGCACUACCGUCACUGGCUAUGACACCCAGCUCUUCUGCUGUGUUCGUGCUUCUCCCAGGCCCAAGAUCAUCUGGCUGAAGAACAAGAUGGACAUCCAAGGUAAUCCCAAGUACCGAGCCCUCAGUCACCUGGGAAUCUGCUCUCUGGAAAUCCGCAAGCCGGGUCCCUUUGAUGGAGGCAUCUAUACUUGCAAGGCUGUCAAUGCUCUGGGGGAGGCAUCCGUGGACUGCAGGGUGGAUGUGAAAGAGCCUCCAGCAAGCCUGACCAUGACGAGAUUUUGUUCCUAAGGAGCUUCAGUGCA